CCUAGCUUGAGUGUCACGUCGAAAACAUUAUGACUAUUGAGAUUACCUCUGAUGCCGACCUUCCGAAGUGUUUGAACACGCCAUCGAAGCAGACUACAAAGGCACGCCAACUGGCCCACUUGCACUCAGGCAUCCCCGCCAAGAAGGCUCGAGGGCCCCGACCACAAGGCUUUUUCAGUAGGACAGUGAUCGUAACGCUGCAGAAUGGCGAAGACGUCGUCAUACAGUUCCGACCCGAACCCCUAGAUCUUGUGCCCUUCUUGGUUGCCCGGAGAGUGCUUGGCGUGGCUGUCCCUGACGCCAAAGUAAUUCAGGACGAAGAGCUGGAAUGUGAGGGCAUAUGGGUUUACUGGAUGACGUGCAUACCUGGGAAAACAUGGCUUGAUGGCGCAAGAGGGAGAGUCUCACAAACCAGGGUUACUACUGUCCGAUCCUUGGGCCGGAUUUUGUCAAGAGGCUAUGUCGACGAUAGCAGUGAGUUGGUUAUUGAUCACAAGCUUCACCCGCAUCUAGAGCUACUCCUAGCCUCUGAGGAUCCCCAGAUUCGUCGAUUCCACGUCGUGGCGAGAGAUUUGAUCGGCAAAUUGGACCAGCUCAAGAACCUACCACUUUUUGUCGCUCACUUCGACCUAAACGAUGUCAACAUCAUGGUUGAUGAUAACUGUGACGUUUCUGGCAUCGUUGACUGGGAACUAUCGACCCCUCUUCCCUUUGGCAUGGGUUUUUGCCGCAUCCACACACUUGCUGGCGAGUUUUCCGAGAAAAAGUUUCACAUCCCGCCCGAAUUUGAGGACGCGGAGAGAGGAUUUUGGCAGGAGAUUUGGGAUGGGAUUCCUGAGAAUGUUCGUAGUCAUGCCAACCCGGAAGCGGUCCAGAUCGCCGUCACGCUAGGGACACUUCUGGAUGACUUCCAGCUGGAGGAAGGCAAAAUCGGACCCUAUAAUCCCGUAGUCGUUGACGCCCUCCCAAAGUUUCUUACCUACCGUAUUCCCUUGAUAAGGGGCUCAGGUUCACCACCAUAUUCAGAAUGAGUGAGAAUGGAUGGUUUGAAAUGUGGCUGCCGAUGUAAUGAGACAGUAGGAUAAAUACACGCGCCAGGGUUGUACAAGGACGUGGGAGGUGGCUGAAGAAGAAAAGGCUGACAAGGAGGCGUUGAGCUACCAUCCACAAUCUCCUC
Trematosphaeria pertusa is the source of this 1177-nucleotide messenger RNA. RefSeq lists its product as uncharacterized. The record is from RefSeq and is a predicted model, not a curated record. The transcript has a single exon. Bases 30 to 1031 code for a protein of 333 amino acids. Lineage: Eukaryota; Fungi; Ascomycota; Dothideomycetes; Pleosporales; Trematosphaeriaceae.